UACCAAUCAAAUGUCUCCACGUUUAACGGUACGGCAGUGAUCAAGACGACAUGUGAAACACGCCGGCGUCUGUACACUUGGGAAUUUUAUUUACAGUUGUUGAUUGCCUAGACUAAAUUUGACAUUACAAUGAAGAGUGUUUUUCUCCUGAUUGGACUACUUGCCUUGGUAUCUAUUCCAAGAUAUCAUUGUGAGAGUUUGGAUGAAGGAGAUGAUGAUAACAAUGAUGUCUCUAUAGAGGAAGAAGAGGAGGAGGAUAAUGUUGAAAAAAUCCCGUAUAAACCACCUACACUGGAAGGAAAUGUAUACCUAGCAGAACCAUUCAACAGCAAAGAUGACUUAAAAACCAGGUGGACUGUAUCACAAGCCAAAAAGGAUGACACCGAUGAGAACAUUGCCAAAUAUGAUGGAAGAUGGAGUGUAGAGGAGCCAAAAGAUAACGCAAUGGAGGGCGAUCUUGCUUUGUUGUUAAAAACUAAGGCCAAGCAUCAUGCCAUAUCGUCCAAACUGGAAAAAACAUAUGUGUUCUCAGGAAAACCAUUCAUUGUGCAAUAUGAAGUAAAAUUCCAGAAUGGUAUAGAUUGUGGUGGGGCCUACGUCAAACUUCUCUCAGAAAACAAGAGAAUGGACCUGAAAAUGUUCCAGGACAAGACUCCCUACACUAUUAUGUUUGGACCAGACAAGUGUGGCAUGGAACAUAAACUCCACUUCAUCUUCCGACACAAGAACCUAGUGACUGGAGAGUUUGAGGAGAAACAUGCCAAAAAGCCAACUGCCAACAUUGAUAAACAUUUCACAGACAAGAAGACACACAUGUAUACUUUAGUUGUAAAUCCUGACAACACCUUUGAAAUGAUGGUGGACAACAUCUUGGUGAAUGAGGGUAGUCUGCUGGAUGAUGUCAGUCCUCCUGUCAAUCCGCCAAAAGAAAUUGAUGACCCCAACGACAAGAAGCCUUCAGAUUGGGAUGACAGAGAGAAGAUACAAGACCCUGAAGCAUCCAAACCAGAAGAUUGGGAUGAGGCUGAGCCUGAGAAGAUUGUGGAUGAGGAUGCUGCAAUGCCCAGUGGUUGGCUGGAAGAGGAGACAGAGCUUAUCCCCGACCCAGAGGCAGAGAAACCAUCCGACUGGGAUGAUGACAUGGACGGUGACUGGGAGGCUCCUCUCAUCAACAAUCCCUUGUGCCAGAAUGCCCCAGGCUGUGGUAAAUGGGAGAAACCUAGCGUCAAAAACCCCAAAUACAAGGGCAAGUGGUCAGCGCCUAUCAUUGAUAACCCAGGAUACCAGGGUGUGUGGAAACCAAAGAGGAUAGACAAUCCUUCUUACUUUGAGGAUCUUGAGCCAUACAAAAUGACAUCUAUUGGAGCAGUGGGACUUGAGCUCUGGUCAAUGAAUGACGAUAUUGUCUUUGACAACUUCCUGAUCACUGACGACAAGUCUGUGGCUGAACAGUGGGCUGCGCAGACCUGGGAGAUCAAAUCUGCACAGGAGAAGGCCAAGUCAUCAGGGGGGGGCGUGUGGAAGACCCUGCAUACAGCGGCUGACCAACACCCAUGGCUCUGGGCUAUUUAUGUAGUUGUUCUUUUACUGCCAGUACUCCUGCUGUCCAUCUGUUUGUGCCCCCGGACCGGACCCAUAACGCCUGAGAAGAUCCAGGGUCAUAAGAAAAAGACAGAUGAAGCAUCUCCGGAUGAGGCUGAAGAGAAGGCAGAAGAGGAAGGAGAGAAAGAGGAGGAAGGUGAGGAUGUUGGACCAGGGGGAGACAACCCAACAGUAACCAAGAAGUCCAAGGCAGAUCUUGAGGCAGAUGAGACAAAUGAUGCAGAUGAGGAAGAUGAAGAGGAAACGGAGGAAGCUGAAGAUAAAUCCAAAAAUGUAGAUUCACCUAGGAGAUCAUCACCAAGAAAGAGGAAACCUAGGAAAGAUUAAUUCAACAAUGAAAUAGGUUUACAUAAAAAGAGACUUGGGUAGUGAUAAGUUAUGGAUGUUCGGAGUAUUUGAUAAUGUGUGCAAGUUGUUCAGGAAGGAUUUGUAGAGGAUUUGUAUGUUAAGAAAUGUAGAGGCCCUAAUCCUAACAAUGCUGUUCCCUUAGGAAUGAUCCUCAUGGAUGUCCAUAAAGGCCUUUUUCCUACAGUCCCCCAGGGGCUGUUGGUCAGGCUCUAAAAAAAUAAACAGUGAUAUUGAAAUAGUUCUAGAAUUCAAUUAGGAUUUUUGUGUUUAAUUAAAAUCUGUUUUAAGGAUCCCCGUAUCACUGCCAGCCAAAAUUUGAAACUAUGCGUACAAAACUUAUUUUUUCGGCAUGACUAUAGCUUUGAUAAAUCAUUUUUGAAAAGAAACAUUACCUUGCAGGGCUUUUAAUGAAAACAUGAUGGAGAUGAAAUAAACAAAAUAAAAUUAACAAACAUGUUUUGAGUGUAAAAUAUUCUGCAUGGUCAGACUUGCUAUUGAACCCUGGACUAAAGAUAAAGAUUAUUACACUACAGCGGAAGCCGAUGGAACUACCUGGACAAAGGAAGUGUAUGGGCUCAAAUGUGCUACAGUUACAUCCAAAUGGAAGUUAGUGGGAGGUUACUAUUUAUAGGAAAAACGGAAGUGCAGUAGGAAAGGGAUCCUUAAGUAAUAUUAAAAUCAAAAACACAUCUAUGAAACCUUUAAGUUUGAUAUUCUCUAUUUACGUCAUAGUGUCAUUGUAAAGCUCAGGUGUAGUGAAAUUCACAGAGAAGAUGGUUACAAUAAACACUGGUUAUAAAAAAAAAAUGUUUUAAAUGAUCAUGAUUUGGCAAUGUAUAUGAUAGCACUUCUGUGCAGACAAAACAUUGCUCCACAAUGUUUGGGAGAGUGGACAUAUUAUAUUUAUGUGAUGUGUCAGCUAAUUUGAUGUGUAUAUGGACACAAGGAGGUAUUUUGCAAGGAUAGUUUUGUUUUUAAUUUGCUGACUGGUACAAAUGUUAUUCAUGUUCAUGUGUUCAAAACAGUCUCCAUGUGCUUUAGGCUCACAUGUGAAUACAGUCCAAGUGUGCUUUAUUGUUAAUGUGUAUAAAAUAGUAUUGCCUCAUUGACCACAGAUAUAUUUCAGGGUUAUGGUUGCUACAGAUAUGAACGUUAAAAAAUAUUCAGCAUACUUGAAAUCCAAGGAUUCCCUUUUCAAUGCACAUAUCUCUGACGGAUUGCUAGGCUGAUAACCUGUCCUUUGAAGAUUACAGAGGAGCAACACCCAAAUUCAAAGCCUGUAAAUUUUACCGUAACGCUGCAGCGUCAUUCCUUUGAUCUUCUUUAAAGACAUCAGAUUUGUCUACCUGUGUCAUCUGCAAGGUCUUGCAAAAAGAGCCUUCGGUUUUGUCAUGUGUAUUCUAAGGGUGCAAAGAAGAAAUGUGUAUCAAGAAUGGAAUCUUUGGAUUCCGAGUGAGCUACUUGACAUAUGUAUAUGAAGGUGAUGGUUGGGUUUUUGUACAUCUGUGCUUGAGGCAGUCGGAGUGAGAGCUACAAGUUAGAGUCAGACCUAGUGGUCUGUCCACCUGUCUCGUGAACCACUGCUUUCCCCAAGAAAGGGAUUGUACACCUACCCCUCUCUAGUUUUUAAUUUCUGCCCAUGCAACAUUACAAAAUGACCCUCACUUUUUCUUACCCUGAGAAAUCACUAAUAACGGAAAACUGAUUUCUUUUGUAACCUUGGUUAUGAUUAGAACAUUGUUUUUACUGUUUGUGAAAGUAUUUUUCUUCCAUUUCUUGUCUCAAAGGCAGUAAAAAUAAAUUAAUCUUUGAACAGAUGGUUUUCUUUGCCAGCCGAUGUGCUUUAGUUCAUGAGGAUAGUAAGAGUAGACAGACCGGGGCCGAUAUUCACGAGAAUGCAUCCAUGAGUUCACUGUUUUACUAUGUUCUGUGUAGCUGUGUGUAGUUACUGAUCUGUGAACGUGUGUGUUGUUGCUGGUAUGGGUGCAUGUCCUAGUUAUGAUCUCAUCUACUUGUCAUGUGAAGUUUACAUCUAAAUGCACCAAAGUAUAAAUUGUACACGUGUAAAUGUGUCCCUGUGUAGUUAAUUUAUUCGUUCAACGUAAAGAUAUUGUUAUAUUGCUCAUGACAGCACCGCUCUAUGCCUACAACACAGGCUCAAGAAACCUCUCUAAAAUAUCACAUCCACUUGUGCUUCACUAUCAUUGUGUAAGUGUUCUGUCUUUAAUUCACGGUGUAUAAUGUAGCAAUUUGCAAGUAAAGUAUCCACACUAAUUUUGGUACAGUAUUAUGAUAGACAUAUACCUGAAAGUUUCUGUUACUAAGGUCUUUUCUUACCAUUAAGGAAGAAAGCUUUUGAAUGUGAUGCAAUGCAUGGAAGAAUGUAUCCAAGUUUGUGUGAAGGUUAGUAAGUAACGUUCUUGUGUUUCGUUAUGUUAACCAUAUUUUUAUCCAGACAUUUUUUGUACUUUGUAUAAAAUGUGCAUCAUAUUAUGAUGUUGUAGGUGUACAGACCUGAUUCGUUACAUUUGAUUCCACCAGGGCCUGUUUAAACCUAUUUGUAAUCCAAUUGAGUAUAUGAUUUAUAUGUUGUUGCAUUGAUGUUUUGGCAAACACAUUCACUGUUUCCUUUUUUUACAUUUUAUGUAUUUUAUAAUCAAUAUUUAAACAAGACUAAUUUUUCAUUGUCGAAGUAUAAAUCAUUAUUAAAGGGUUUUGUGUUCUUUCCAUGAUCCUCCUGCAAUAAUUGCCCUAUUUUGAAUCGAGAUAAUUUCCCUGUUUUUAUAUUUCUGCCAUCACAGUCAAGGAUAAUUGUACAGGUUAUGUUGAUUUUCUUUGCCAAUGUACCUUUUAGAGUGUACCUGUUAUAUGUGAGGUGUUUAAAAAUUCAUGUGUAAAACAAAACAGAGUUUAAGUCAUAAGUACAAAAACAAAACCAGUUAGUUAAGUUUCAUGAUACGUUUUCAUUUUUCCUUGCGUUACUUAAUAUUGAAUCUUAUAAUGGAUACCUUCAAUGGUUACAUGUAAUGUUUUUAUCAUAUUAGUUACUUGUGUACAAUUUGACCCUUUUACCCCUGUGCAACUUUAGUAGACUCUACUAUGCAUUGAUCUGGAUGAGUCCAUUAUGGUCUACAGUGGUGAAAAGGUUAAAAGCAUUCUCAUCCUGUAACAUGUCAUAUUGUGUAUCAUCAUAGGGUCAGAUCUGUUGACUGGGGUGGGCUUGUAGCUGACAAGUCGGAAUAUCAUAGCAUGCAUACCCUCUUCUUACCUCAUACACAGUUUGGCAUUUGUAGAGUAAACUUUAUGAUAUUUACAGACUGUUGGGGCUCCAAUGUGUUAUAUAAUACAAGACAACUCCAUAUGAAAUAUUUAACAUCUAGUCGAACAUGUUCAUAAAUAGUUUGUGUUUUUCUAUAAUGUGUUUGCUGUGUACAUUAUGUACCUGGUGCGAUGAUUAAGAAUGAUUUAUUUUCACAUUUUUAAGAUUUGUUCAGCUUGAGGUCUUGAGUUAAAUAGUUAGAUGGUUUUACUCUCUGUUUUCGUUUGUUGCAUUACAAUUAUUUUAACAGAAUGUAACUAGAAAAAUAAAUAUAAGGUUGAUAAAUAUGUAAUCAGAUAAAGUAUCCCGUUUUUGUUUCUCGACCUGAAGUGGAGAUUACAUGGUUGGAAAUUCCUGACACACAAUACAAUAGGAGGAUUAUUUGCAUUACUAGGUUUGUAGCACAGAAGUAAUUUCUUUUAUAUAAUGCCUGAAUGGUUACCAGGAAAUAUAAAAAAUUGAGAAGAAAUCUUAUAUACAGUGUUAUUUUAUUAAUGGAAUUCGAAAACAUUCCAUAAUCACUCUCAAAAAGGAUAGGAAUGAUUUGUUUGAAUCAUUUAAUGCUGAACUAGUAUUAAGUUACACAAUAGAAUAGCUAACAUAAGGGUAUGUUUGUAGGACCAAGUUACAAACAGUUGUAAUAAUGUGAACCUGUUAUUAUGAUUAUUGAAUGGUGUACAUGGCCCUGAUCUUGUAGAAUAUGAUAAAAGAUGAUAUAGUCAAUGUUGAGAGGUAGACAAAACAAAGUGUAAAAUGCAAAUAGAGUAGAUUCUACAUCACGUAAAUAUAGACUUCUUAUUUUGUUCAAAUGUAUGUUUGAUUAAGUGUUUGCCAUCAUUGAAUACCAUGAACUUACGAUAUGUUAUAGCUUAAAGUUAAACUUUUUUCUAUAUUUCAACCACAAUUUCUCAAAAUUGGGUAAUAUUUGAUUGGAUAAGUUUGACCAAGACAAAUUAUACAAAGUAAAUUGACAAAAAGUCUUCCUAUUUUGGUCAAAAUAAGUAUGAAUACUAAGUAUAACCGUGUAACCUGGAAUACAUAGUAGGGAUGGAGAACUUCUCUUUGGCAUUGUGACAUAGCGUUCUGAUGUAAAUAACUUAAACAACCAGUUAUUAUUUAUUCUCCAAUUUUCAGAUCCAAUGAAAAAUGUAUCUGUCUCAAUUUAGAUUUUCCCCCUGAAAUUUUCGAUCGAAAGAAUGGGUGGCUGUAACCACUGCUGAAGUUGUCCAUCCUUACAUGUAUUGAGCUAUAGAAAUAUCCCAAAUCAGUAACUUAAAUAUAUAGGUUAUCAAUCUGAAAUAAAGUAAUUUCUAUUGGUAA
Messenger RNA from Mizuhopecten yessoensis (Yesso scallop), 6589 nucleotides. Its product is annotated as calnexin-like. Lineage: Eukaryota; Metazoa; Mollusca; Bivalvia; Pectinida; Pectinidae. Gene Ontology annotation, molecular function: calcium ion binding. Gene Ontology annotation, biological process: protein folding. The transcript has 22 exons. Gene Ontology annotation, cellular component: endoplasmic reticulum membrane; endoplasmic reticulum. The coding region runs from base 130 to 1929 and encodes 599 amino acids. The record is from RefSeq and is a predicted model, not a curated record.